Molecule: messenger RNA, 1984 nt
Organism: Clupea harengus (Atlantic herring)
Lineage: Eukaryota; Metazoa; Chordata; Actinopteri; Clupeiformes; Clupeidae
Gene: dnaaf1
Product: dynein axonemal assembly factor 1
Exons: 9
Coding region: 209-1447 (412 amino acids)
Biological process (GO): axoneme assembly
Cellular component (GO): axoneme
Molecular function (GO): dynein complex binding; protein binding
Source: RefSeq, a predicted model, not a curated record
GACUACACUAGUGUCAUGGCAACAUUUACUGUCACUAAACACAAAAACGUUAGCUAUCUGAGAGGAGAAGGGUGAGAAAUCUUGUGGUUCGUCAGUCUUCUUGAAACCACAUUAAAGAUAGGCCAAGUUGUACACCACAGAGUGUAGGACUAGUAGGCAGGUCUUUAAGCUUUUUAUAGCCGAGACUUAACGCACAGAUUGUUCAGACAUGAAGUUAGAGGAAAACGACGUAAGAGACAUUGCAGCAGACGACGUUGAGUUACCAGUAACGUCAACCAUAAUGUUACAAGGGAGUGAAGUUAUGUCAAAUGACGACAAAGAACAGAAAAUAACGGAAAGUGAGGGACUGGCGUCAGAAUCAGGAGCCAGGAUCACAAAAGAGUUCCUUCGGCUCCACUGUAAAAAGAAUAAACUGUACAUCACACCACACCUGAAUGAUACACUCUAUUUACACUACAAAGGCUUCUCUGUGCUAGAGAACCUUGAUGAAUACACAGGAUUGCGAUGUUUGUGGCUCGAAGUGAACGGGAUCCGCAAGAUAGAGAACCUGGAGAACCAACUGGAGCUCCGCUGUCUGUUCAUACAGCACAAUCUCAUCGACACACUGGAGAACCUACAAGCUCUUCGCAAGCUCAACCAUCUGAACAUUUCAAACAAUUACAUUAAAACCAUCCAAAACCUUGCGGGUCUUGGAGAGCUGACUACUUUGCAGAUUUCCCACAAUGCUCUGGAGAGCGCAUCGGACCUAGAGCAUCUCUCCCUUUGUCCAUCGAUCAGUGUGCUUGACCUUUCAUAUAACCGCUUGAGUGAUCCAAAAAUACUCACCAUAUUGGCGCAGAUGCAGAAUCUGCGUGUGCUUAAUCUCAUGGGGAAUGAAGUCAUCAAAAACAUCCCAUACUACAGGAAGACUCUGAUAGUGCGUCUUAAUCAGUUGACCUACCUGGAUGACCGACCUGUAUUUCCCAAAGACAGGGCGUGUGCAGAGGCGUGGGCUGCCGAGGGGAUAGAAGGUGAGAAAAGGGCGAGGGAGUUAUGGGAAACUCGGGAACGCAGCAAGAUACAGGAAAGCCUGGAUGCCCUGACUGCCAUGCGGGACAGAGGAGUAAAGCAGUGCCAAGCCAAAGAACAACUGCAGAAAGGAGAUCUCCAGCACUCUCCUGAUAUGUCCCAAGUAGGACUGAAUCAAUCACUAGGUCAUCACCAGUCAACAUCUGAGAGGAUCUUGGCCUCAGAGCCUGGUGCAGUUGACUUGUCAGGAUUUGAGAAGGAUCACGGCGAUAAAUCUGCUUCGGAAAAGGACCUGUCAGCAUCUGGCCCCGAUCAGGAUGUCCCAAAGCUCAGUGACCAGAUUGAUUCCCCCAUUGUGCCAAAUAAGGGUACCCUCUGGAUCAAUGAUCUGCCUGAUCUGGAAGACAUCCCUGAGCAUACAGAAACAGUGAAGGUAUGAACAUACAUGCUCACACACACAAAGACCCCCGCUUUCAGGUCCACUACAUCCAUUGUUUUUUCACUUUCUCCCUCCUUUUUUAAAUAGGAUGCUUCCCAUCCACUGAUAGAGGUCGUCUCAAGUGAUGACUAACUAUGGAGUUAACCCCAGACCUUCCCUCACAGCCAGAGUCACCAAUCACAGCUGUUCAUUCCGGAAACACUGGCAAGGGAUGCCUCCGCUGCAUGGAAGAAUGACUCAUUAAACACGGGUGAAAUUGGCUUAAUGGACAUCAGUGCAAUGCUAGUUCAACAUUCAUGCCACAUGGAACAUUUUGAUAUAUACCUAUAUAUAGUAGGAUGUAGCAUUGGCUGCAGUUCUGCCUUCAUGUCCAUUUGAAUUGUAUUUCAUGUUGGUUAUUCAUGUCUAGACUAACUGACAGAAUAAGACUAUUUAGCCAGUAUGACCACUUAGCAUGGGCAUUAUUGGAUGUUAAUGACGUAUGUUGUUAUGCAAGUCAUGUGGAAGGAUUUUUGAAUAAAAACGCUUGCAGCAUAA